This is a messenger RNA of Periophthalmus magnuspinnatus, 1723 nucleotides long. It is a transcript of the gene hspa14, whose product is annotated as heat shock protein 14. NCBI's taxonomy places the organism in Eukaryota, Metazoa, Chordata, Actinopteri, Gobiiformes, Gobiidae. The transcript has 15 exons. Bases 98 to 1624 code for a protein of 508 amino acids. Gene Ontology annotation, molecular function: ATP binding; misfolded protein binding; ATP-dependent protein folding chaperone. The record is from RefSeq and is a predicted model, not a curated record. Gene Ontology annotation, biological process: protein refolding; cellular response to unfolded protein. Gene Ontology annotation, cellular component: cytoplasm; ribosome.
UGUUCCGCCCGGGCCGCGCCGCUGUGACACCGCUCUGGGCACGGAUCGGGGAACAUGCUUUUUGCCCAAACACCGGUUUAAUCUGCGUUUCUCGGCCAUGGCAGCGAUAGGAGUGCACUUCGGGUACACGUGUGCGUGUGUGGCCGUGUUCAAGGAUGGCAGGGCUGAUGUCGUGGCCAAUGACGCUGGAGACAGAGUGACUCCUGCGAUUGUGGCGUACAGAGACAACGAGCAGAUCGUUGGAAUCGCGGCGAAACAGGGGCGAGUCCGGAACGCCGCGAACACCAUCGUCAAAGUCAAACAAGUGCUGGGCCGAAGUUUUGACGACGCAGAGACGCAGGUUCACAAAGCAGAGACCAAAUGUGAGGUGAUAAACAAAGGAGACAAACCGUUUUAUAAAAUCCAGCUGGACGAGCGCACCGAGCACGUCGCUCCACAAGAGGUCGCCAAACUCAUCCUGCACAAAAUGAAAGAAACGGCUCAGUCUGCUCUGGGCUCGGACGUGAAGGAGGCGGUCAUCACGGUGCCCUUUGAGUUCGCACAUGCUCAGAAGAACGCUCUGAGAGAGGCGGCUGAGGCGGCCGGGUUCCACGUCCUCAGACUCAUCCACGAACCAGCGGCCGCUCUCCUCGCCUACGACAUCGGACAAGAAUCUCACUCCAGCAAAAGUCAUGUGCUCGUGUACAAACUGGGCGGUACGUCGCUCAGUGUCACCGCCCUGCAGGUGAACGGGGGGAUGUACCGGGUGCUGCACACGGUGACGGACCACAGCAUCGGAGGAGAGCGCUUCACCCACGCCCUCGCUCAGCACCUCGCCGCAGAGUUCAAACGUUCGUUCCGUCAUGACGUGAGCUCAAACGCUCGGGCGAUGCUGAAGCUGAUGAACUCUGCAGACAUGGCCAAACACUCGCUCUCAUCUCUGGGCUCCGCAAACUGCUUCGUCGACUCCCUGCACGACGGUUUGGACUUCGAAUGCAACGUGUCCAGGGCGAGGUUCGAGCUGCUCUGCUCCUCCCUGUUCAACAAAAGCAUCCAGCCAAUCAGAACGCUGCUGGAGGAGGCGGGACUUAGCGCCUCCGACAUCAACCAGGUGGUGCUGUGCGGAGGCUCGGCCCGUAUCCCGCGUCUGCAGCAGAUGAUCCAGGAGCUGUUUCCAGAGGUGGGCUUGCUCUGCUCCUCUCCCCCAGACGAGGUGAUCGCUGUGGGGGCAGCGCUCCAGGCCGCGCUCCUGCUGAACCGAGACAAUCUGGAGCUCGACGAGGACUCGGUGUCUGUGGACGUGUCUGCGCAAGACAUACUGCUCAAGGAGGUGGAUGAAGCGGGCUCUCCGGUCUUCAGCGUCCUCCUCGCCUCUGGGACUCCUCUUCCCGCUCGGAGGCACCACCUCCUGCACAGUCCUGGAGCUGUGAGCGGCCUGAGCCUGGAGCUGUACCAGCGUCUGGGGGCGGAGCAACCGGAGAGACUUGCCAAGAUUGUUCUGAGAGACCUGCCGCCUCAGGACGAGCUCCACGACAUCGACACCGUGGUCACUAUGAAGAGAGACGGCUCUGUGCACGUGAGCUGUGUGGAGCAGAGCAGCGGGCGCUCGGAGGCCAUCACCAUCGCGGCGGCGGCGGCGUCAUAACCUCCGCAACCUUUUUAUUUACCGCAAAAUAACUCAACACCUCUGGAACGUUAGGAUUUCUCUUUUUAUUUACGUCAAUAAACAUGAAAUAUCCCAGAA